This is a messenger RNA of Sinocyclocheilus rhinocerous, 1793 nucleotides long. RefSeq names its product homeobox protein Hox-B10a-like. Bases 289 to 1116 code for a protein of 275 amino acids. The transcript has 2 exons. Gene Ontology annotation, biological process: regulation of transcription by RNA polymerase II. NCBI's taxonomy places the organism in Eukaryota, Metazoa, Chordata, Actinopteri, Cypriniformes, Cyprinidae. The record is from RefSeq and is a predicted model, not a curated record. Gene Ontology annotation, molecular function: DNA-binding transcription factor activity, RNA polymerase II-specific; RNA polymerase II cis-regulatory region sequence-specific DNA binding. Gene Ontology annotation, cellular component: nucleus.
CGUACGUGCGCCAUACUCGUUGAAAGGCCAAUAGUAAGGGACACUGUUGCCUUGGCCCAAAAUAUGCUCCAGCAAUGUCAUGCUCCGAGAAAUUCUCUGCGGUGAAAGUCACACUGUCUAAAGGGGAAAUCUUUCGAUAGCACAGGUCUAAAGGAUCCUUUGCGUGGGGCGUACGGAGGCUCACGUCCUAACCUGGACUGCCAAAUCCAAAAUAGCGGGACCACCCCAGCGUAUUCGAUCGCGCUUCAGACAGUAAAACAGGUUCAGACAUCCCCGGUUGAGUAAGCCAUGGCUCUGCCGAGUCACCAGUUUAUCCAUGGAGCUGUGAACUGGGAUGGAGAGCACUUGAGUCCCGUCCAGGUUUCUCAUGUCAGCGCGUGUCCCAUCAGCGCUUCAAGUCGAAAAGAGGACCCCUUCUAUUUUUCUGUGGACCCGACAGGGCAAGCUAGACAGCCUCUCGGCAUCUCCGCCUUCAGCAGAUUCAUGACAGAUAUGGGCUCUCUGAACGGUCCAGAACCUUCUUUUUACUCCGGACACAAAUUCCUAUCACUCAAUACCGACACGGAUCCAGAGAGUACGUCGCUCUCUUCCCACUCAGACUCCCAACAGUUGCACAGUCUGUCUUUCUCCGCGCUUUCCCGUUCAGAAACUGACAAUAAGCCCGAUACGCAUUAUUUAACGAUGGAAAGCACUAAAUACCCAAGCCAGUGGAGUGAACGCAAAACCAACGGGAGCAUCAUUACCACACUGAGCAUCAGUCAGAGAAGUAGAGACGACACACAGCCAAAUACUCUCCAGACAGACUUUACCGGGAACGAUAUAACUCACAGAGAGAGAACGCAAGACGUGACUUUAGAAAACGCUGCAAAUGGCUGGCUGUCGGCGAAAGCAGGGAGGAAGAAGCGAUGUCCUUACAGCAAAUACCAAAUCUUGGAGCUGGAAAAAGAAUUCCUAUUCAACAUGUAUCUGACUCGCGAGCGCCGCCUGGAGAUUAGCCGGAGCAUAAAUCUCACCGACCGCCAGGUUAAGAUUUGGUUUCAGAAUCGCAGGAUGAAACUGAAAAAAAUGACUCGAGAGCACCAGACAAGGGACCCUGGCACAAAUGUCACUGUCUAGUUUGUUAUGUAAGACGGUUAAAAAGAACUCAGCGCACAAAUCACUGCAGUUAUCAUCCGUUGCAAGUGGAUUGAUGCAACUGCUGCUUCUGAUGGAUUAACAGGAGGAAGCGAUCAGUAAGAUCUUACUAGGUGUUUCAAAAUAUGUGUUCUAUAAGGCAAAUGUAAGGGAGAUUUUAAUACCUCGCAUGAAGAUGAACAGAAAAGUGUAACGAAAUAAGAAGACAAGUCUUUGGCUAUUCGAUGAAAGCUUGUCAUAUUCACACAGGCCCAUGAACAGUGUUUAUUGAUGUCGUUUAGGUUCUGGUCAACUUUUCAUUGUACGAGGAUGAUUUGUAUUUAUUUAUUUAUUUUUUACAGGUUAUGAGUGUUACAGCGGUUGUUUUUUUUUUUUUUAGAUAGGGCAUUUUAUAUUUUAGGUAACUAAAUUACACUCGGACACUCCCGAGUAAAAAAAUGAAAUAAAAUCAUAAAAGGAAAUCCAUUAUCAGAGGAGUUACAUCAAGCACAGGUACUGUUGUUUUGUUUAAAAUGUUGUUUGUUGUCUAGUCGUUAUAUUGGUUCGAGUGAAAAGGCACAAAUUUUCUUCUUAUGGUGUAGCAUGGUCGAAUGUAUAACUUAAACUGUGAUUCUUAAAAAUUCUGUUUUGAAAAGCAGUGCAUUUUAAAAUAAAAGUUA